Messenger RNA from Oryza sativa Japonica Group (Japanese rice), 444 nucleotides. RefSeq lists its product as uncharacterized. NCBI's taxonomy places the organism in Eukaryota, Viridiplantae, Streptophyta, Magnoliopsida, Poales, Poaceae. The record is from RefSeq and is a predicted model, not a curated record.
AUGGCGCCGGCGGGGCUCCUCGCUUCUCGCCGACCUCGUCUCGUUCGGGUGGCUGGGGGAGCAGCCCAGGAUAGUGGCGACAGUGACCGCCAGAUCCGCGCCGCCUCAACCAGAUCUGGCGGGGUGGCGGCUGGCUGUGGGGAUGGCAACGGCGACGGCAGGGGCGCGGCUGGGUCCACGGCAGUGGGGAUGGCGACGGCGGCGGGGUUCCUCACUUCUCACCGACCUCGUCUUGUUCGGGCGGCUGGGGGAGCAGCCAAGGACAGUUGUGACAGUGAUCGCCAGAUUCGCGCCGCCUCAGCUGGAUCUGGCGGGGUGGCGGCUAGCGAUGGGGAUGGCGACGGCGACGGCAGGGGCCCGGCUGGGUCGACGGCCACGGGGAUGGCGACGGCGCCGGAUCCGGCCGCGCUGAAGGCGCAUCCGGCCUCCCGACGGUGGAUCUAG